CCAUGCUGCAGCUGGCGUACCUAGCGCUGACGCGUUCUGUUUGGCCGUGUUUCGCCUGCCCUCUCUGUUAACGGGUUUAGACUAUUCAUGCUGUCGGCGUCAUAGAGUUUCCUACAAAAAAUUUAUGGUCGGCGUAAUGUGCAAAACGGCGAAGACCUUGAUCGCAGCUGUCAAUCAUUCGAGUGGCCACUAGCAGCCGUCGCUCUGACUCGCUCGCUUUGGUGGCUUUGGUUUGUUUGCACUGUGCGACAGCCGCUGAAACUGCUGAAACUGUAACGUGGCACGCCGGUUGUUCUCGCACUGCUAUGAGUGGGAAACUGCUAGCACGGGAAACCUGCGGGUCCGAGAUUCAGCAAUCUUACGUCAAGUUCGAGAGCAGCGAUAAGCUGUACGUCGUGAAACGAUGGCCUCGCAAGUGGUCAUCGCUGAGAGCGUUGUUCAGCGAAGUAUUUCUCCCUGUUGGAUAUCCGGACAGCGUGAGCCGUGAUUACGCACAGUACCAGAUAUGGGACAGCAUCCAAGCUUUCGCCAGCAGUAUUACGGGAACGCUCGCUACCCAGUCCGUGCUCGCGGGCGUUGGAGUUGGGGACCAAGGUGCAUCUGUGUUAGCUGCAACAACCACUUGGAUACUCAAAGAUGGCACAGGCAUGACGGGGCGGAUCCUUUUUGCCUGGUUUCAAGGCUCAAACCUCGACUAUGACUCCAAGAAGUGGAGGCUGUUUGCUGACAUACUGAACGACAUCGCCAUAUUCCUGGAGCUCAUGUGCCAUUAUUUUAAGGGAUACGUGACCGUAGUGCUUUGUGUAUCCAGCAUUGCAAAGUCCAUUGUGGGUGUAGCUGGAGGAGCAACUCGAGCGGCGCUCACUCAGCACCAGGCUCGCAGAAACAACAUGGCCGACGUGAGUGCCAAGGACGGCAGCCAGGAGACCCUGGUCAACCUUGCUGCUUUCCUCUUCAGCCUCCUCCUACUUAGGAUUGUUGCUGGGAACCCAUGGUUUCUCUACAGCAUAUUUAUUUCUUUCACGCUCCUGCACAUCUAUGCGAACUACCGUGCUGUGUCCUGCGUCGUGAUGGAGACCUUCAACCGAUCUCGUUAUGCCGUUGUGGUCAGGCGUUUCUUGGAAAUGGCCGGAGACAUUGCGCCUGUCGGCUGGGUUAAUGCCCACGAGUCGGUGUGGAUUCAGUGUGGCAAACCAUUUGUCAGCAUCAACCUUGGUGUGCCUUUGUCCUCGAUCGCACCCACUUCAAAAGAGCUUCAGUGCAGAGUUCAAGAUGCUGUCGGCGACCAGAAAGCAGCACCUGCGUACCUGCUUGCAGUCGUACGAGACUCAUCGCGGCACUACAACAUCAACAUAGUGCUUUCAAAUGAGAGCACAGUGAAAGACCAGAUGGAGGCCAUGUUUCAUGCAUUUCUGCUCGAGUCUAUUCUGCUGAAGCUGAGGGUUAGCACGGACCAUCCGUGGGCAGCAGACAUCGCGGAGGUGGAGAACACCGCAGAAGACUUUUCCAGUGACGACCACAGGUUGUGCCGGUCUUCGAGGGCCAUGGUGAACAAGUGCUUUCCGCUGCUCUGGAAAGCGCUUGAAAGCUCAGAGUGGCAGAUUGACCGAGCUCUUUUUGGGGCCACAGAAUGGAGGGUGACUUGGUGUGAGGACGAGACGGUGUCGCCAGGUGACACUUCACAUUCCAAGCAGAUGUGAGUGUCUGGGCAUAGCACCUUUCUUUUUUCUGUACUGGUUGUGAAAAGGCAUGUUUCCCAUUCUGCCCUUGUUGUGAUUGAUAAUGUGCCACGUGUGGCAGCCAGACCACAACCUUUUAUACUGUGACCGUUUUUACAAACGCCAAGGACCAUUUUAUGUGAACUGUGCACUAUUUAUCCUUUUUUUUUAAUGUAUCAAACAUGACACUAUGCAGCUAUGGUUUCUGCAUAAUUGCUACAUUGGCUGAAAGCAGUGUUCAGGGAAGUUGUUCAUAUCACUUUGGGAUAACUAGAUUUUAGAUCUUGGGGUUUUUUUGGCACCUGCCAUCAAUGUGGCGUCAGCCGUCAUUUUAUAGGCGUGUCGGAAACAUGUGCUUAGCACAGUGUUAUGAUCGGCAGUGUGCCAUAUGCUUGCUGUGUGGUGUUCACACUUUUGGUACCUGCCGAGUCAGCUAUGGUGUCAGCCUUGCUGCACUUGCUGUGCUAUGGACAUGCUGUUACUACUAACAGGGCCAUGUGUGGGUAAUAUAAGUAUGCCUGUGUGAUGGAACGCAAGCAAGUCAGUUGGGUAAGUGCCCUUACUUACUGUUACAGGAGUAUAUUUAGAUUUAGUUGCCUACAGUGUCAUACUUUGAUCACCUGGAAUCUUUAUGAAAUGAAUAAACCUUUGUUCUAAAUGG
Molecule: messenger RNA, 2379 nt
Organism: Dermacentor andersoni
Lineage: Eukaryota; Metazoa; Arthropoda; Arachnida; Ixodida; Ixodidae
Product: RUS family member 1
Source: RefSeq, a predicted model, not a curated record